AUGCAUGCUUUCUUUAUGCCUAAGGCCAAUGCCGGACACUCUGCGGAAACAGGCUUUGAUGUGAACGACAAGCGUCGCAAGAGGCAGAGGACCAGGUCACCUGAUCAGGAUCCCGCUGUACUAGACCCACUGGAGACACAUGAAUGGGUGGACCAGCUGAAUGCUGCCGCUUCUGGGGCAUUGCUAGGGUCCAAUGCCAUAUACAGAUCUACAGGCGAUCAGGGCGAAAGCAGCGUUGGUAGGACUGCCUGGAACAGAACAGGCAGUAAUGGAUCAAACCUGUCAGUAAGGGGCAAAAGUCAGAACGGUUGCUCUACCGACUCUUCCUGCCCUAUCAACGCAGACAUGCCUUUGGCCGAGGAGAUCUCCCAACCUUCAGGCGCAGAUUCGAACGAGGACACCGCGAAAACUCCGCCAAAGAAGAUGUUGAGAGUUCGCCCUGAUGGCAAACUGGGUUCUCCCAAAGCAAAAGCCCCUGCACAAGACGCAAAGCCCAAGCGUGGCAGGAAAUCCGCAAAGGCUGAGACACUUCCCAAGAUGCUGGUGGCCAGUGUCAGGUACGGUACCGAUGCUCAGUCUCGCUCUUCCACGGGGCGCAAAAUUGCAAAUAUCUUCUCAAGCACGGCCAUCAACCCCAGUCCCGCAAAGUCAAAGCCCAACAGACCGCCCGAACCUCCAAAACCAACGCAUCCAUUCUUUCUUGGAGGGCCCAAGCGCGAUCGCUGCCAGCAGGAGUUAGCACAAAGCAAUGAUGCUAAGGAGACUAGAGUUGGAGGUCGCCCUGUAACACCGAUACGAAGAGUUGUCAGCCCUACCAAGGCGAGAGUCACAAGCAAACCUCCUGGUAUUUCUGAAAGCUCGGCUGCAGUCUUGAACCUUGGAGGCAAUGCAUUCCGCUCUGAUCAAGCACGAAUAUCUCGAUUUCCUGGUGCAAUGGAGCCUUUGUGGCCUCCUGAAGGUAUGGUCCAUGUUAGACAAGACUACGAUUCUGCUGAAAUGUCUCGCCCAACACCUCAUUUCUCUCAUGCAUCAAAAGCUCGCCGGAAGAUGAAGGAAGCGGAAGUUCGCAUACCAAAAGAGGAGCGGAUCCUAACGCCGUACAUCGAUGUCGUUCAGGCCUAUCGAAGCAAUGAUGAGGUGUUCAGAAGAGUCCAUUCUCGGGAGUGGCGCGAUUUUCGGCGUCCUCUUCGCCGCAUUGUAACCGGUCGUGAGCUGCAGCAAGCUGUACGCCGGGAAGUUGCAAGCAAGCUCCCAAUGUCAUACCAAGACGCGACUGAUAGACAAAACGAAAAUGAACUCGGUAACCUACAGAUGCCUCAAAGCCCACUCCAUCCUGCUGUGCAUCGUAUGUAUAAGAACAUUGCGACCUCUCUGACUGCAUUUGAUAUGUUCGAAUGUGAAACUCAAGAUUGGGUUCACAAAUACGCACCAGACUGUGCCGAGCAAGUGCUGCAAGCAGGCCGUGAAGUACUCAUUCUUCGAGACUGGCUGAAGACCUUGACAAUCAACUCCGUUGCUUUUCGGGCCGGUGAUUCUUCAAAACCCAGAGAUUCCUCCGUAUCCUCUCGAAGGGCUACCACGAAAAGAAAGAGAAGGAGAGCAGGAGAACUGGAUGGCUUUGUGUUAUCAAGCGAUGAGGAAGCAAACGAAAUGUGCGAGGUUACAGACUCUGAAGAUGGGCAGACUCCAGGCUCGAUGCUGAGAAGGUCGAUAAUCCGAUCCAGAGAUGCUGGGAACUCUGGCAAAGGCGAGCGGGUUACCAAUGCUGUGGUCAUCAGUGGUCCGCAUGGGUGUGGCAAGACUGCUGCUGUACAUGCAGUCGCUCGAGAACUUGGCUUUGAAGUUUUCGAAAUCAACGCUGGUAGCCGGAGAAGCGGUAGAGAUAUUUGGGACAAGGUGGGCGACAUGACUCGAAAUCAUCUUGUAAACCAUGCCCAUUCAGAUAAAGGCGCAGAUGCCAAAGAGGAAGCGGAGACCAUGAACCUGUCGAGUGAGAAGCUGAAGCAAGACCUAGACUCUGGACGACAGGGAACCGUGAAUUCGUUCUUCAAGUCGAAAAGAGCGCCAAAGAAAAGCUCUUCGAAAAGCAAACCGAAAGUACAGGAACUGAGCCCCAAAAAGGACCCUCCACAAAGGGACCAAAGUCAAAAGCAGUCCCUCAUCCUCUUAGAGGAGGUCGACGUACUCUUCGACGAAGACAAGACUUUUUGGGCCACUACCCUCGAACUGCUCGUACAGUCCAAGCGACCUGUUAUAAUGACUUGUACAGACGAAAGCCUGCUCCCGUUAGAAGAUAUGGUCCUAUAUGCUAUUCUGCGUCUCACGCCUGCUCCUGAGCAGCUAGCCACAGACUACUUAUUGCUCGUGGCUUGCAACGAGGGUCAUAUACUCCCACGGGACGCUGUUCUUAAACUAUACAAAUCCAAAGGUUCUGAUCUGCGGGCAUCGAUGACUGAGCUCAACUUCUUCUGCCAAAUGGCAAUUGGUGAUACUAAAGGAGGGUUAGAGUGGAUGCUGGAUAAAUCGCCCUCGACGAACUCCAAUGACCGGAGCCAAGAACCGUUGCGCGUCGUCAGCGAAGGAACGUAUCAGACCGGUAUGGGCUGGCUGAGUGGCGAACAUCAGAAAUCUCUAGCAGAACAGUCCAUGGAUCAGGAAGCAGAGAUGCUUUCGCAAACUUGGUAUGGAUGGUAUAUUGACGUUGGGGCUUGUGAUUCAUACGUUUUGCCGUUGGCCACUCAAGAGGAACCGUUGCGAACGCCAGCUUUCCAGCAAUUAUCAGUACUUGACCAGGUAGCCGAAAGCUUCAGUGCGGCAGACACCUUCCCAGGCCGCAUCCCCUUGAUCGCUGAUAUGGCCCCGCUUGAUACUGCUCAACCCGAGCUCACGGAGAAAGUGUGCAGCAAUUUUGUUGAAGGCUUGAGUCUUCUUCAAGCGGAUCCUGUUAUUGACCAGACCGGUGUGGCCCAAGCAAUAGCCUUCACAAUCAAGGCCUGUGCAAGGCGAUUAAUGCACCCCUGUGACGAAGAACCUGUUGAAACCUCAAUCAGCAAUGACAAGGUAAUCUACAUGAUCACUGAAGGCAUGCAAGCCCGUCGUUCUGAAAGACUAAACGUGAGAUUCGACUAUGCGGCAGUCUUUGAGCCUAUCGCGAGGUCUAACAAAACAGUUUUUGGUAUCCCAAAAGGCCCUCAGAUCUCGACGUUUGACGGAUCAUUAUCCACCAUCACCGAAGAUCUCGCGCCCUACGUACGUUCCAUUGUCCACUACGAUCUCAGGCUGGAAGAGCAACGGCGACUACUGAGCUCUUUGCUCUCGCAACCAGGCAAAAAUGGCAAAAGGCAGCGGACUACGCGAGCUAGCCGUGCAGCGCUCGAGGGUGGUAGUAAAGCUCAUACGAGAAGGGAGAGAUGGUUCCCAAAGAACACCAAUUUUGACUUGGUGUUGCAGUCUGGGGGGGAGGGUUGGCAGGAUAUCGCUUUGAAGCAGGCAAUGGCUGAGCGAUCUGAAGAGGAAACGGGGCUAGACGAGGGAUCGAGUAGGGACUCGACAGGAAGCGCGAUGGAGAGUGAUGCUUGA
Molecule: messenger RNA, 3579 nt
Organism: Letharia lupina
Lineage: Eukaryota; Fungi; Ascomycota; Lecanoromycetes; Lecanorales; Parmeliaceae
Exons: 3
Coding region: 1-3579 (1192 amino acids)
Cellular component (GO): nucleus
Molecular function (GO): ATP binding; ATP hydrolysis activity; DNA binding
Source: RefSeq, a predicted model, not a curated record